Molecule: messenger RNA, 1239 nt
Organism: Trichomonas vaginalis G3
Lineage: Eukaryota; Parabasalia; Trichomonadida; Trichomonadidae
Exons: 1
Coding region: 1-1239 (412 amino acids)
Source: RefSeq, a predicted model, not a curated record
AUGAGUGAACAAGAAAAAAUCAUCCAAGCGCAGGAAGACUUCUUGCGUGUUGUUACUGAUAUGUAUAAUCAAAUAAAAAACACAUUUGAAUUCAAAACAGGCGUCUCUGAUGCUUACAAUUCUCAUAUUACAGCAUUUAAUUCAAAAGUUCACAGUUUGAUGCAGAUUUUAUUGGAAACAGGGAAUGAGCUUGCAACGCAAAAUGCCAUAAAUGAAGCGAUGCUGAAAAAUGCCACAUCUACACUUGAUUCUUACAAACAUUCCUUCGAAAUAACGUCAGCUGGUUGUAAAAACUUGUCCAGUAACUUUAGAAAAUUAUAUCAAGUGACAUCUGAUAUUUGCAACAAAUACUAUGAAGCUUUGGUCGAAAUUUCCGAAUGUCAAGCUCUCAAGUUGGAAAAUGCAAAGCUUAGAGAGAACGAAGUUAAGCUUCGUCAAUUCAUUGCUAAUGUGCAACAAAAUUACCGAAUAAUGGCCAGUAAAGCCUCUUAUGUUAAAGAUUUUGCUGAUUUUAAAGCAUACAUUAAAGAAAACAUCAGUGAUCACUCGAAACAAGCAGAAGAAUACGAUAAACUUGUUGAAGAGAACAAAAAACUUAAAGAAGAUCUCGAAUUGAAAGAUGGAAGAAUGAAAUUACUUACUUCAAAAAUUCAGAGCAUAAAAGAACAAUUAGAUUCAUCUAAUUCCCAAAAAGAGAAGCUAGAAGCCGAGCUCAAAGCCAAAGAAGAAGAAAAUACCAAAUUAAUUGAAGAAAAGGAAAAAUUCAAGGACGCCGCGAAAUAUCAUUACAACAAGAACAGAGAACUCAAAGAAGAGAAAGAAAAACUCUCUGAAAAGUACAAACAACAAAUCAGAGACAUUUUGAUGGGAAAGGAUCCAACUCCUCAAGAAGAAGACAAUCAUCCUGCUCCUGAAGUUGAUGAACCAUCAAUGGUUGAAACAAGGGCUGAUAAUACUCAAGAAAAGCAACAAAAUGAAACAGAAGAAAAACAAAAUAAUGAACAAGAACAAGAACAAAAAGUUGAAGAAAAAGAAGAAGAAAAACAUGAAGAAGAAGAAAAGAAUGAAGAAAAAGAAAAGAAUGAACAAAAAGAGGAAGAAAAGAAUGAAGAAAAAGAGGAAAAACAUAAUGAAGAAGAAGAAAAAACAAAAGAAGAAAAUCUUGACGAAGAAAAAGUAGAAAAUAAUCAAGAAAAUGAAGAAAAUAACCAAGAAAAUCAACCUGCUCCUCAAGAAUAA